GUUUCCAACAUUAGAAAAUUGUUUUAUUAGAGAGAAGAUUUGCGCAUAAAGUUUUGAUCUGUAGGUUCUGGAAGAUGCAAAGACUCGAUCUUUCAAUGGAGUUUGUUCUCAGAAAAGAACCAACUUUUGUUGGUUUCUCUUUUUAGCGCUUUCUUUUGGCAGUUUCAGCGAAAGUUUAAUAAUUACAAGGGGAAAAAAAGAGGAGGGUUUCAUCGGAGAUGUCAUCGUCGAACUCUCCUUGCGCGGCGUGCAAGUUUCUUCGUCGAAAAUGCACGCAGGAAUGCGUGUUUGCACCAUAUUUUCCGCCAGACAAUCCGCAGAAAUUCCAAAACGUCCACAAGGUGUUCGGCGCCAGCAACGUAGCCAAGCUGUUGAACGAGCUCAACCCUUCCCAACGUGAAGACGCCGUGAACUCCUUAGCCUACGAGGCGGAGGCGCGUCUCCGCGACCCCGUCUACGGAUGUGUUGGGCUCAUUUCCAUCUUACAACACAGGCUCAAACAAAUGCAACACGAUCUCACCAAUGCCAAGAAAGAGCUCUCCACUUACAUCGGUCCUCAAGCAUUGCUUCCCAUCUUACAACCGCCUGUGUUUUUGCAGCAACCACAGCAUGUUGGGAACCCUUCUUCUAUGAUGCAACAAAAUGGGAUGCCAAUGAUGGGGAUUCCCACGGCGGCUUCCGCUUCACAAGGUGGCCAGUUGGUGAUAAGAGAACCUCAACAACAACAGCAGCCACAGCAGCAGAUGUUUGAGGCUCAACAGCAAUUGGCUGCAGUGGUUGCAGCAAGAGAACAACAAGAUUUGCUUAGAGGAUAUGAACAACAACAACAACAGGUUCAACAUCAAGAGAUUAUGACGCUUAAUAGUGGGUUUGAAGGUGGGUCCGGUUCAGUCACUGCAACUGGGUUUAAUCAAAUAACAACUGCUGCCACCAUGUCACCUUCUUUGGCUUUAGGGAGCUUUGAUAGCCCUUAUCAGAUUCAGACACAACAGCAAGAUCAUCUUCCACUCCAACCACAGCUUUUGAUUCAGCCACAACAAGGCCAACAAAACCAACAACCCCAAAUAUCAGAAAGCGAGGAGGGUACGAGUUCUGCUCCUUGUUCAAUAAACAAUAAUCCUUUUCUUUUCCUUUGUGUUUGA
Molecule: messenger RNA, 1142 nt
Organism: Hibiscus syriacus
Lineage: Eukaryota; Viridiplantae; Streptophyta; Magnoliopsida; Malvales; Malvaceae
Product: LOB domain-containing protein 36-like
Exons: 2
Coding region: 219-1142 (307 amino acids)
Source: RefSeq, a predicted model, not a curated record